AUGGCCUCAAUAGAUUUUGCGUCAGCCCGUGGGACCAAACUCAACGAUAUAGUAGUCGAUCACCGCCCCAGCACCGGCCGUGGCAAGAAACUUACCCUUGCGCAAGAGGGCGUUCUGAAAAGACUCUAUGAACAAAAAUUGCCCGCGGUGUCCAAUGGCGAGUUGCCAGCAAAAAAGUUCUGGUUGGAUGUCGCGUCACGGUUUCACGAGGAGACCGGUCGCGAGUAUUCAUGGUUGUCUGUGAAGCGGCGGGCUGCAGGUUGGCGGCAGAAGUCUCCAGAAGUUGACCAGCGACUGGAUGCUUCUCAUGCUAGCAAGCUCGGGAUUGAGGACUUGGUGAUUGAACCUAAUCAUCAAGAUAUUUCUCAUCAAUCCCUAUCGGAACAAAAUUCAUACGUCAGGAAACAACUCACGCUGUCACAAAAGCCUUCCUUGCACCCGCGGGGUUCGAAUACCCUGGGGUUGUCUCAAAUCGAAAGAAGCCCGGGUGUUACAGAGCCAACCCAAGACACCAGUCGGAACCUUGAAUCCCUUCUCAUAUCUCAGCCUCGCACUCGAUCAACAUCGCCCCAACGUGUAUCGCAGCCUAAAUACCGUCACCGAUCUCCUUCGACAAUGAGACGUACCAAACUUGUCUCCAAACGAUUGCAUCACCAGCUAGCCUCUCCCGCUGAUGGAAUAGUCGACUCUGGCCCCGACCCUUUGUCCGACUCCUCUGGAGCUUAUGAAAAUGUGCAGCCCAUUUAUCCGGGUAAACGAAACCCUGCUGGAUUCAACCGCAUCCGUGAGUCAGUUGAGCAAAAUGAGCCUGAGAAGAACGCCCGUAAUUCAGCAAUAUCUAAGCAUGGAGUGAAUAAAGUCAGCAACCGUCUUCUUGCGUCGCCAGGCUUAUCUGGGCAAGAUGACUUACCACUGGCCCCAACUCGGAUUAUGAGAAGACGUGUCGCAAAAUGA
Molecule: messenger RNA, 954 nt
Organism: Penicillium roqueforti
Lineage: Eukaryota; Fungi; Ascomycota; Eurotiomycetes; Eurotiales; Aspergillaceae
Exons: 1
Coding region: 1-954 (317 amino acids)
Source: RefSeq, a predicted model, not a curated record